AAACACAAGAAGAACUCACAGUUUGAGCGCUCAGUGCGAGCUGUUCGUGUUGUUUGUGUUUAUAUUUUCAUCAUGAGAGAGCUGAAGAAAGAGGUGACGUCACUGAAGACAGAGCUGAUGGAGAGAGAGGACAGGUUACAGGAGCUGGAAAAGGUUUCCUGUCAAUCUUCAGUAUGUGUGACUGAUGGGACCUCCACAGAAUGUCAGGAUUCAGUGUGGAGCGGCAGAGAUCAAUCCACACCACAGCGACUGCUGGACAAACUCUCUGAACAGAGAUCCAGAGACACACAGGACUCACAGCUCACUUUACUCUGUUCUACUGAUGGUAAUCAGGGUGAUCAAUCCUCCACAGAUGUCUCUGACUUCUGUCUGUAACACUGGAGAACAGCAGAUGCUGCAGACACCAGUGAAGAUUGAAGUGAAACAGGAGGAGAUAAAAGAAGAGGAACAGAGUGAUGAAGAUGGUGAUUUUAUUCCUUCAGAUCUGAUGGAAGUGAAAGAGGAAAGUCAAGAGCUGAAUGAAGUGGAGGAGAAACUUCAGUAUCAGAAACAUCAUGAUUUAAUAACUGGAGAUAAUUCUUUGAGUGGCUUAAAGACUAAAAAUAAUUUCUCACUAAAAAAGCCUCAAAGAAGUGCAACCAAAAAUACUUUAAACUGCUCUCAAUGUGGAAAGAGUUUCACAUGUAAAAGUCAGCUUAAUACACACAUGAGAGUUCACACAGGAGAGAGACCUUACACGUGUCAUCAGUGUGGAAAAAGUUUUGCAUAUCCAGUCGAUUUUAAGAAUCAUCUCCGCUUUCACACUGGAGAAAGGACAUUUGAAUGUGAUGAAUGUGGUAAAACAUUUGUUUUAAAUUCAGGCCUAAAACGACAUCUGAAAACUCACACAGACGAGAAGCCUUACAAGUGUUCUUUUUGUGGAAAGAGUUUUGCACGCCUGUCCUAUUUUAAAGAACAUCAGAAAAUACAUACUGCUGUGGGUGCUCAUAUGUGCUUUGAAUGUGGAAAGACCUUUAUUACAGCCAACAACUUAAAACAGCACCAAAGAAUUCAUACUGGAGAAAAACCUUACAAGUGCUCACACUGUGGAAAGAGUUUCACUCAGUCAGAACACCUGAAAAAACACGAGAGAAUUCAUACUGGAGAAAAACCUUACAAGUGCUCAUACUGUGAAAAGAGUUUCACUCAGUCUCAAAACCUGAUAAUACACGAGAGAAUUCAUACUGGAGAAAAACCAUACAAGUGCUCACACUGUGAAAAGAGUUUCAAUGGGUCAGAACACCUGAAAAAACAUGAGAGAAUUCAUACUGGAGAAAAACCUUUCAAGUGCUCACACUGUGAAAAGAGUUUCACUCAGUCACAAAACCUGAAAAAUCACGAGCGAAUUCAUACUGGAGAAAAACCUUACAAGUGCUCAACCUGUGGAAAGAGUUUCACUCUGUCACAAAACCUGAAAAAUCAUGAGAGAAUCCAUACUGGAGAGAAACCAUGCCACUGCUCAUGAUGUGGGAAAGGUUUCAGAGCUGCAAAUAAUUUGCAUAGACAUGUAAAAAAGAAUUGCCCAAGUAGUUACAGUAAGAAAAAAUCAUCUUCAGGUCCAAAAAGAUCAAGUAAAUAGUUGGAAAUUCAGAUAAACCCAAAGACCCUGAUACCACACGUACUUCACCCAGACGUCUGUUUACACCUUGAAGAUGUAUUUCUUGGUUGUUUUUUCAUCUGCAAUAUUUCUAUAAGAUGUUUCUUCUUGGAUGUCAAUAAGACAUUCAGCAGAAGUCUUUGAGACAUUUAAGAUUCAUAAUGUUUGUAAAUCUGAUCUUUUUAAGAUGUUUAGCAGAUGUUUAUUAGAUUGUAAUGCUUUCCAGGUAAAAAGAUCUAAAACUGAUAUCUUGGAGACGUACAUGUGCUAUCUGGGGAUGGAAUUUCAUCCAAUAAUGCAGCAUCAUUUCAGAGAAUAGCAAAGGACAUUUAAGGAAGGUUUUAGUAUUAAUUGAAAAAACAUAUUUGUGCGUGUGUAUAUAUGGUACUGUGCAAAAGUUUUAGACACUUCUGAAAAAUGCUGUAAACAACGUUGUGCACAUUGAUCGUUUUCGCGCAUGCCGCCCCCUCACCGAUGGAGCUGCCCUAGGCGACUGCCUAGUUCGCUGUGCCCUAGAAACGGCCUUGUAUGAAAACAUUAAAAGGUUCAGUGUCCAUCCAGCUCUCUGAUGUGCUGCACGGGGUGUUUCCUCUGCUGACAUGAGACACAUCCAGCAUAUAUGGGACAGUUUAGUUAAAAAUGCGCUUGGUAAUAUUUUCCUCAUUUAAAAAGUUGUAAUUUUUAACAAUUGUAUAAACUCAUGAGAACUGACAUGAGAUGAGGACUCAUCAAUUUCAAUUUAUGUCUUUAGGAGUUAAACUUUUUUAAUGAGGAAAAGUUACUGAGUGAACCUUUAAAGCUUGUCCGCUGUUCGGGUCUUUUUGACCCAUUUUCUUUUUUAUUCUUUUUUUUUUUUUUUUUUUUUUUUUUUGAUUUUCCCCUUUUUCACCCAAUUUGGAAUGCCCAAUUCAUGAAGUCCUCGGAAGUCCUCGUGGUGGCGUAGUGAUUCGCCUCAAUCAGGGUGGCGGAGGACGAAUCCCGGCUGCCUCCGCAUCUGAGACCGUCAACCCGCGCAUCUUAUCACGUGGCUUGCUGAGCGCGUUGCCACGGAGACAUAGUGCGUGUGGAGGCUUCAUGCCAUCCACCGCAGCAUCCACGCUCAACUCACCAAGCGCCCCACCGAAAACGAACCACAUUAUGGCGACCACGAGGUGACUCUACCCUCCCUAGCAACCGGGCCAAUUUGGUUGCUUAAGAGACCUGGCUGGAGUCACUCAGCACGCCCUGGGAUUCAAACUAGCGAACUCCAGGGGUGGUAGCCAGCGUCUUUUACCACUGAGUUUCCCAGGCGCCUCUUUUUGAUUCUUUAAUAAAAAUGGUAUCCUUUCUCUGAGUGGUUCAAGACUUGGUGACUUCCUCCACUAGCUAUCUGAACACACUAAAAACCUCACAUAAAUGAAGGGGUGAGUCUAUAAAACAAACACAAUGCCACACACACACAUACAGGUUUGUUUGACUAUAUUCGUGAUCUCUUUGACUUCAAUUGAAUUCAUAUUAGGCUAACAAUAUUUUCUGUUUCCAAACUCUAUCCCUAAACCUAAACCUUACCAUCACAAAAACAUUUGCCCAGCACUAGAUUUGAAUAUCAAUAUUAUCUUACCCAUUUAAGAGCUUUUUUUUCUGAUUAGGCCAUUUGGCCCUCACAGGUGUAGACAGUCCUGUCUUUAUAUAUUCUAAAUGUACCACACAGGUUGAAGUCUGAGUCUGAUCCCUGUGUGACAAAGUUUAUGCUAGAAUUUUGAUGUU
Molecule: messenger RNA, 3382 nt
Organism: Myxocyprinus asiaticus (Chinese sucker)
Lineage: Eukaryota; Metazoa; Chordata; Actinopteri; Cypriniformes; Catostomidae
Product: zinc finger protein 664-like
Exons: 4
Coding region: 185-1504 (439 amino acids)
Source: RefSeq, a predicted model, not a curated record